UCUUUACAUAGUUCUGAAGAUGAAUUGGAUGUGCUCUUACAUGGAACACCUGAUCAGAAGCGUAAGCUUAUUCGGGAAUAUCUGACUGGGGAGAGUGAGUCCUCCAGUGAAGAUGAGUUUGAGAAAGAGAUGGAGAAGGAGCUGAGUUCUACUAUGAAGACGAUGGAGGGAAGCUGGCAACCUCAACGAACAGCCAGCAGUUCUGCCACCACAUCAGCAGAGGGCAGCAAUCAGCAGUAUUAUGAUGAUGUGUAUUUUGAUUCUGACUCUGAGGAGGAAGGUAAUGUUGUUGAGAACGGAAAGAAGCAAAGAAAGAGACACAAAGUACUAACCAAUGAUGACCUCUUAUAUGAUCCAGAUGAGGAUGAUCGGGAUCAGGCAUGGGUAGAUGCAAAGAGAAGAGGGAACAGGCAAAUGCAUGGACAGCAAACCAAGGUGCAAGCCUUGCCCCAUAGUGAUGCCAUUUUGAAUUGCCCAGCCUGCAUGACUACUCUCUGCUUGGAUUGCCAAAGACAUGAGUCCUACAAGACCCAAUACAGAGCUAUGUUUGUUAUGAAUUGCACCGUCAACAAGAAUGAAGUUCUUAAAUUUCCAGAACAGCCCACAAAGCACAGAAGACGCAAUCGCAAGAAGUUCAAGGCUCAGUUAGCAGACUCUUCUUCAGAAGUACAGAAUACAGAAACAGAAAUGUACCACCCUGUGAAGUGUAAUGAGUGUUCUACAGAGGUGGCGGUUUAUGACAAAGCGGAGGUGUAUCAUUUCUUCAAUGUUUUAGCCAGUCACUGCUAG
Messenger RNA from Staurois parvus, 789 nucleotides. Lineage: Eukaryota; Metazoa; Chordata; Amphibia; Anura; Ranidae. The record is from the annotation of a GenBank genome assembly.